AUGAGCAAAUCUUUGGCUGUGUUGGCAUUUGAGUCAUUGUGCUCCAAAUUGAAAUCAUCUUCUCGUGCCCGACUCGCUGAUAUUAGCCAAUCUUUGGGCGAGUCGCAAACAUACCCCUCGAAAGCUCCACUAUUCAUCACCUGGAACAAAAAUAACACACUAAGAGGAUGUAUCGGCACGUUUCUGUCUGUGGAAAUCGAAUCCGGAGUUGCCGAGUAUGCGCUUAUAAGCGCUUUUGAAGACUCUAGGUUCCCACCCAUUAAGGAAUCGGAGUUGGACAAACUAAGCGUGAGUGUGACUCUUUUGGCCAAUUUCGAGCCCAUUGACGAUUGUCAAGACUGGGAAAUUGGUGUGCACGGCUUGAAGGUACAGAUCCAGGCCAAUGGCCGCUUUUACCUGGGCACUUUUUUGCCCAGUGUGGCGGAAGAGCAAGAGUGGAACAAAACGGAGACUUUAUGGUACUUGCUUCGCAAGGCUGGAUACAAUGGGGUCUCCGAGAAGGAAACAACUCAAUUUUACUCGCAACUCAUGUCCAGUGGGAAAAUCAACUUGACUCGCUACGAAGGUUUGAAAUGCGGUAUGGAUUACAAGGAAUAUGUCACAUUAAAGUCUAAGAUUGUAUAG
This is a messenger RNA of Clavispora lusitaniae ATCC 42720, 624 nucleotides long. RefSeq lists its product as uncharacterized. NCBI's taxonomy places the organism in Eukaryota, Fungi, Ascomycota, Pichiomycetes, Serinales, Metschnikowiaceae. The record is from RefSeq and is a predicted model, not a curated record.